Peronospora matthiolae is the source of this 516-nucleotide messenger RNA. Lineage: Eukaryota; Oomycota; Peronosporomycetes; Peronosporales; Peronosporaceae. The record is from the annotation of a GenBank genome assembly.
AUGGUGUCGGGUACGACCAUCGUGGGCCUCUUGACCUUUAACAACUGGAUCUGCAUGAGCUCUCUCUCUCUCUUAUCGUAUGGACUCAGAGAAGACAUGCAGUUGGAGUUCUCGAGAGUCCGGAGCGCUGCUGCACAUGCGUUACGGUCGAGACUUGUCAUUGGCGCUGCUGAACCUGUUGCAAAGGAUCGCGAUAACUUUGAGAUGCUGUCGUCCAUCGAGGAAACCCUAAUUCUGCGUCUAUUGACAAGGGAGGUGACCGCAGGUCGCAACACGUUGUCGCUGCAUGAAAUCAUGGUAGCCGCUGCAACGACUCACGAAAUCGGUGAACGAGACACUGGAUGUGUUGCAUUCUGUGCUAGUGCUCUGGCAGACCGUGUGAAGAUGGAGCGAAACGCUAUCAUGUUGUUUCUCAAUGAGCCGACGAACGAUUUGACGCCCACACGGCGCCUACGACGGCGCGCAGAUGCACGCGAUCGAAAGCUCGCUCGGGUCAAGCAGUUCAUGCAGGACUAA